Messenger RNA from Pleurotus ostreatus (oyster mushroom), 2016 nucleotides. RefSeq lists its product as uncharacterized. The transcript is spliced from 6 exons. Lineage: Eukaryota; Fungi; Basidiomycota; Agaricomycetes; Agaricales; Pleurotaceae. Gene Ontology annotation, molecular function: protein binding; ribosome binding; translation initiation factor activity. The record is from RefSeq and is a predicted model, not a curated record. Gene Ontology annotation, cellular component: cytosolic small ribosomal subunit. Bases 1 to 2016 code for a protein of 671 amino acids. Gene Ontology annotation, biological process: translational initiation.
AUGGCUAGUCAAAUCUCGCAGCAAAUUGCAUUCCGUGCACAAAAGUCGCUUGGUCUGAUCGGCGGCACCCCCGACUAUAGACCCGUAGCUGGAUUUGCCGAUACAGAGGUUACCGCUCGCACUUACCACUAUAGCGCAGACGGCAGGCUCUACGCCUACGCCUUACCGAGCGCAGUUCGCAUCUUUCAGGCAGAGAGUGCCCAGUUUCUUCGAGAGCUUCAAGUACCCAACGUAGUCGACAUCCAGUUCUCCCCGAGGGGGACCUACAUGUCGACCUGGGAGCGGCCGGUCAAGUUCGAAGACGGCUCCCAGCACAAAAACCUUCGCAUCUUCUCCGUAUCCACCGGCGAAGAACUCAUUGCGUUCUCCCAAAAGUCACAGGACAACUGGGAUCUGCAGUAUACGAUCUCGGAGUCCCAUGCGAUCAGACUUGUCGGACAAGAGGUGCAGGUCUUCAGACCCGCGGAAUGGUCGAAGGGGAUUGUGGAUAAAUUGAAAGUGGAGGGUGCGACGAGCGUGUCGUUGAGCCCCGGACUUAACCCGUCCCUGGCGGUAUUUGUGGCCGAGAAAAAGGGCGCCCCAGCGAACAUCAAAAUAUACGGUCUUCUCUCCCUCAAUUCACCGCCCACAUGUCAGAAAACCUUCUUCAAAGCCGAUCGAUCGCAGAUCAAGUGGAACACCUUGGGCACGCAGGUACUCUUGCUAACCCAGACGGAAGUAGACAACUCGAACAAAAGCUACUAUGGCGAGACCAUGCUGUACUUGCUCAGUGCCGCAGGGAACUUCGAUUGCAGGGUCACGCUUGACAAGGAAGGCCCUAUCCAUGACUUCGCUUGGAGCCCCAAUUCCAAGGAGUUCGGUGUUGUUUACGGGUUCAUGCCCGCGAAAACGAUGAUCUUCGACCAGCGCGUCCGAUCGUUGCACGACUUUGGCGCUGCGCCAGUCAACUUCGUGUCGUUCAAUCCUCAAGGUCGUCUCAUCGCCCUCGCUGGGUUCGGUAAUCUUGCUGGGAAGAUCGACAUUUUUGAUCGCCGAUCCCUCACCAAAGUCUGCACCGUCGACGCGCCCAACACUUCCCACUGUGAAUGGUCUCCCGAUGGAAGAUUCCUACUUACGGCGACGCUUUCCCCGCGUCUUCGCGUCGACAACGGGCUCAAAGUGUGGCACUGCAGCGGUCCGCUCGUGCACUUCCAGGCCGUGGAGGAGUUGUAUCAGGCUUCGUGGAGGCCGACGCCUGUUGAUGUCGCUCCGCAAUUCCCGCCUGCCAUCCCGCCUGCCCCCGAGCCCAGCGAGAGCGUGAAAGGGAUCGCGGCCGUUUCGAAGCCCACCCCAUCGAAGCCCGCUGGAGCGUACCGACCACCGGGUGCCAGAGGCUCCGCUACGCCUUCUAUUUAUAAGAGAGAAGACGAGGGCGGCGCACCGAGCGGGACUUCGACGCCGUCGAGAGGGUAUAACAGGAGCCCUGUCCCUGGUGCACCUGUGAACGGGUAUGUGAACGGACAGAAUGGGGAUAGGCAGCAACGGAAUGGGAGAAGGCACGUACCUGGUGCGCCCCACAGCCCGAGCCCUGGACCGGACGGCGACAAAGCGAAGAACAGGAAGAAGAAAGCUGCUAAGAAGGAAGGAGGGGAAGAGCAAGGACAAGGGCAAGGAGGAGAGAGGGCAAGGAGGGAAGGUGGGCAAGGACAAGGAGAGGGUCAGGGGGCGAAAGGUGGGCAGAAAGGGAACGGGAAUAGGACGCCCAAGGUCAACGGGAAGGUCCCUGCUGCUGUUGCUGUCGCACCUCCACCGCCUACUCUUUCCGUGGAGACGGAUAUUUUGCCCACCACACCUGGGCUUGAUAGUGCCCUUGAUCCUACCGCCAAGAAGAUUCGUAAUCUUACGAAGAAGCUCAAGGCCAUCGAGGAGCUCAAAGAAAAGGCCAAACGCGGCGAACGUUUGGAAGUCACCCAGCUCAAGAAGAUCGAUGCGGAAGCUGAGAUCAGACAAGAGCUCACCAGCUUGGGCGCUGCUUAG